Punica granatum (pomegranate) is the source of this 1924-nucleotide messenger RNA. Lineage: Eukaryota; Viridiplantae; Streptophyta; Magnoliopsida; Myrtales; Lythraceae. The record is from RefSeq and is a predicted model, not a curated record.
AUGGGCAAUUGCUGCGCGAAGCCCGGGCAUCCCCCCCCAUCGAGCGACAAGAAGGCCAAGAAGACCAAGAACUUCAACCCCUUCUCGGAGGAAUUCUACUCGGCGUCCCUCGGGUCCGGGGCUGAGGGGAAGCUCCAGGUCCUGAGCGACCCCACGGGCCGGGAGAUUGGCGCCAAAUACGAUCUCGGCCGGGAGCUGGGGCGGGGCGAGUUCGGGGUCACGUACCUCUGCACGGAGACGUCCACGGGGGAGAAGUUCGCGUGCAAGUCGAUAUCGAAGAAGAAGCUGAGGACCGCGGUGGACAUCGAGGACGUGAGGCGGGAGGUCGCGAUCAUGAAGCACCUCCCGCCCCACCCGAACAUCGUCUCGCUUAGAGACACCUUUGAGGACGACGCGGCAGUGCAAAUCGUGAUGGAGCUGUGCGAGGGUGGUGAGCUGUUCGAUCGGAUUGUGGCUCGAGGCCACUACACAGAGCGCGCGGCCAGCACCGUGAUGAGAACCAUCGUCGAGGUGGUUCAGAUGUGCCACCGGCACGGGGUGAUGCACCGCGACCUCAAGCCCGAGAAUUUCCUGUUUGCAAACAAGAAGGAAGCUGCACCACUUAAAGCCAUCGACUUCGGAUUAUCAGUCUUCUUCAAACCCGGUGAGCGUUUCAACGAGAUAGUGGGUAGCCCUUACUACAUGGCGCCGGAGGUUUUGAAGCGUGACUAUGGCCCUGAGGUUGAUAUAUGGAGCGCCGGAGUUAUACUCUACAUUUUACUCUGCGGGGUCCCUCCUUUUUGGGCUGAAACUGAACAAGGGGUGGCUCAAGCAAUUAUCCGCUCCGUGGUCGACUUUAACAGGGACCCUUGGCCUAGAGUCUCGGAGGCUGCAAAGGACCUUGUGAAGAAGAUGCUUAACCCUGACCCAAGCAAGAGGCUUUCAGCUCGGGAAGUUCUUGAACAUCCUUGGUUGCAAAAUGCCAAGAAGGCGCCGAAUGUCUCCCUUGGGGAGACUGUGAAGGCAAGGUUGAAACAGUUCUCGACAAUGAACAAGCUCAAGAAGCGAGCUUUAAUGGUGGUUGCCGAGCACUUAUCAGUCGAAGAAGUCGCAGGCAUAAGAGAGGCCUUCGCAAUGAUGGAUACUAGCAAACGGGGCAAGAUCAACCUCAACGAACUCAGGGUCGGGUUGCAAAAGCUUGGACAGCAGGUGUCUGAUACUGAUCUUCAAGUCCUAAUGGAAGCAGCUGAUAUUGAUGGAGAUGGAACCUUGAACUAUGGGGAGUUCAUGACGGUCACAGUUCACAUCAAGAAGAUGACCAAUGAUGAGCACCUUCAUAAAGCUUUCUCGUUCUUUGACAAAAAUAAUAGUGGUUUCAUAGAAUACGAAGAGCUUCAGGACGCUCUGAAUGAUGAAGUGGAUACCAGCAGUGAUGACGUUAUCAACGCCAUCAUGCACGACGUGGACACUGACAAGGAUGGAAAGAUUAGCUACGAGGAGUUUGUGGCCAUGAUGAAAGCGGGGACGGACUGGAGAAAGGCUUCCCGACAGUAUUCUCGGGAGAGAUUCAACAGCCUCAGCCUGAAGUUAAUGCGAGACGGAUCAUUCAACAUAGCCAAGGAAGGUAGAUGAUUGGAAACAUUUAUUAAGGGGUAAUACACCAACUCGAGCUCGGCUGAAUAGAGAGGGGAAACCCUUUUUGAUGAACUCCUCGGCGCUGAAACAACUGAUACGAGGGUUGAGAUACUCGAUCGAAGUCAUGGCAUGGUUGGAACCAGGGAGCCGGUUCUAUCAACUUGGUUCUUCCUUAAUGGCAGCAGUUCGAGGAAUUGUCUGUUUUAAGAUAGUUGCAGGAAUAGAGAUAAUUCCGAGGUUGGCGGUGAAAUUAUAGGGUUGUCAAUGCAAAGUACACAAUAUGAAUGUAAAUAACAGUCAAUUUGUUGUA